Messenger RNA from Knipowitschia caucasica, 1026 nucleotides. The record is from the annotation of a GenBank genome assembly. NCBI's taxonomy places the organism in Eukaryota, Metazoa, Chordata, Actinopteri, Gobiiformes, Gobiidae.
AUGAGUUCGUGCAGCAGCCGCGCCCUCACCAUCCUCUCCACGGUGUUCGGGGCGUGUGGGCUGCUGCUGGUGGGCGUGGCCGUGUCCACCGACUACUGGCUCAUCAUGGUGGAGGGCAUCAUCCUGCAGCAGAACCACAGCAUGGAGGUCAAGAUGGCGCUGCAUUCGGGCCUGUGGAGGGUCUGCUUUGUGGCCGGGACAGAAAAUGGACGGUGUGUUGCAUCCGAAUACUUCACUGAACCAGACAUUGAAAUAACCACAGAAAAUACUGCAAAUAUUCUGAAGAUGGUGCGCACUGCCACUCCGUUUCCCAUGGUGUCUCUGCUCUUCGUCUUCACGGCCUUCGUCAUCAGUAACAUCGGCCACAUCCGGCCCCAGCGCACCAUCCUGGCCUUCGUCUCCGGAAUCUUCUUCAUCCUCUCAGGCCUGAGUCUGGUGGUGGGCCUGGUGCUCUACAUCUCCAGUAUCAAUGAUGAGGUGAUGAAUCGGCCGAGGGAGCCAGAGCAGUUCUUCAACUAUCACUACGGCUGGUCCUUCGCCUUCGCUGCCUCCUCCUUCCUUCUCAAAGAGGGGGCGGGUGUCUUGUCCGUCUACCUCUUCAUGAAGCGCUACGCAGAGGAGGAGAUGUACCGCCCACACCCGGCCCUCUACCGCCCCCGCAUGUCCGAGAGCAGCGACUACAGCGGCCAAUACCUGCACCCAGAAUCCACCUGGCCUCCACCCAAAAGAGGCCGAAGCACGUCCCAAGUCUCCAGCGACAUCUCCAUCCAGCUCAACCAGACCCCACCGUCCGCAGCCAAGGCUAACCUCCAGCCCAGAGGGGGCGCCACGGGGAGUCCACCCUCCGGAUCAUCUUCAGGCGGUAGUUACAACAUGAACCCGCAGUGUGGCAUGUACCCGGGCACGCACACGCUACCCAGGGGCUCCCACGCUCAAGGCCAGGCCCUGCCCAUGGCCAGGCCCCCCUCCCCUGUGCCUCCACCGCACUACCACGCACACGUCCACAUGGGAGCGUCGCCGUGCUAA